Molecule: messenger RNA, 1213 nt
Organism: Pecten maximus
Lineage: Eukaryota; Metazoa; Mollusca; Bivalvia; Pectinida; Pectinidae
Exons: 3
Coding region: 305-1213 (302 amino acids)
Molecular function (GO): nucleic acid binding
Source: RefSeq, a predicted model, not a curated record
CAUAGCAAUACCAGCGACAAAUAUACUCAAGCAUCAUUCUUGUUACAUAACUCAUGAAACCAGGUGAGCGAUACUGGCCCUCUGGGCCUCUUGUUCUACCAGUUUCCUUGCCUUGAUGAAUUCAUACAUAAUGAUGUAAUAAACAGUCCAAACCCUUUGGUAUUUAUCGUCCUUGUCAAACUUAAUUAGUAUCUUGUGUAAAUAUCCUGCAUGAAUUAUUUUCCUUCAGAAAGUAGCCAAAUUUUGUACAUUUAUUUCAUACCAGGCUGAAAAUGAGAGUCAUUCCAUUUCAUCAGUUUUAAGUAUGUACAAUGUAUUCAGUCAUAUUUGUUUUACAGGAAUGCGGGGAAGACCAAAGGUUGUUAUAGAAGAAGACCAACUUAAAAUGCUUCAUAAUAUGAAUUAUACGGCUAAACAGAUGGCUCAGCACUUUGGAUGUUCUGCUAAAGUUGUUUACAAACGGUUGUAUGCUUGUGGUCUUCAUCAAAGGGAUAAAUAUUCCAAUAUAACAGACGAUGCUCUUGAUAGUGUUGUAGCUCAAACACAGACAUCCUUUCCAAAUGCAGGAUCAGUUAUGAUGAGUGGAAUAAUUCAGGCAAAAGGUACUCUAGUUCAAAGACAGCAUCUUCGCAAGAGCAUAGAAAGGGUGAAUCCCAUACCUGUGGCUCAACGUUUUGCAAGGACUGUGUCCAGACGACAUAACCAUGUCAAGAUGAGCAACUCCUUGUGGCAUGUUGACGGACAUAUGAAGUUGAUCAGAUGGGGAAUAUCAACACAUGGAGGCAUUGAUGGUUAUAGCCGUUUGAUUGUGUUUCUUAGUACAGACACCAACAACAAAGCAAAGACAGUAUUGAGGCAUUUUGUCAAGGCCUGUCAGAAGUGUGGUGUACCAUCAAGAGUAAGAUCUGAUGUUGGAGGUGAAAAUUUAAUGAUUGCUCUCUUCAUGAACCUGUUCAACGGAGCAAACAGAUACAGCCAUAUAACUGGUAGAUAUGUGCAUAACCAGCGCAUAGAAAGACUAUGGCGAGAUGUCUUUACUCAAGUGAUAGAAAAAUACUAUAACCAGUUUUAUAGCAUGGAAGACCAAGGAGAACUAGACAUAGACAACACCUUGCACCUGCUUGCUUUGAAGUUUGCCUUUGUGCCAGAUAUAAAUGGAACAAUCACAAGAUCACAACAGCCAACAAUCUGUCUCCUAAUCAACUUUGGUUGA